Messenger RNA from Amphibalanus amphitrite, 4075 nucleotides. Its product is annotated as coiled-coil domain-containing protein 186-like. Gene Ontology annotation, biological process: vesicle cytoskeletal trafficking. The transcript has 14 exons. Gene Ontology annotation, cellular component: trans-Golgi network. Bases 103 to 2850 code for a protein of 915 amino acids. Gene Ontology annotation, molecular function: small GTPase binding. The record is from RefSeq and is a predicted model, not a curated record. NCBI's taxonomy places the organism in Eukaryota, Metazoa, Arthropoda, Thecostraca, Balanomorpha, Balanidae.
GCGCCAUUUGCUAUUAUUGUGCGUCACAUUCGUACGCUUCUUCGCUUCCGGAUUUUGUUGUGAUGCGUUAGAAUGGUUGCUUGAGGUUUUGAUGUUCUGAAGAUGGAUGCUGAGACUGUUCAGUCUCCUGAGACCUCAGCAUCUGGCUGCCAUGCAGAGACCAUCACUGAAAAUGGCAGUACAAGGCAAAAUGUAACCCAACAGCCAGAUACAGACCUGAAUGGCCUUAGUGCUUAUGUGAAGGAUCCAGACAGUUCAGAAUCAGGCAGCCCACAGCUGGGUACUGUGGAGCAGGCAGAUGGCCCUGCACUGGUGCCCCCUUCUGAACUUAGGCCUGUUGGUGGAAGUGCCAGUAAUGGGAUGUCACAUACAGACACCAAUCAGAACCAGGACACUGACACACAAUCUGGCAUGUCACCAGAGUCACCCAAUGUAGGCACACCAAACUCGUCAUCCACCUCCAAUGGCACCUCUGCACCAAUCAAGGACGCCAUCACACUGAACCAGCCCUUAACCACCACCCCACAUUCCUCCUCAGUCACCAACCCACCAUCGUCAUCCUCCUCGACUCCAGGGUCAUCCGGCGGCGCCACCGCUGAGAUGACAGAGGUCAGUCUGCACGAUGAGGAGCCCGAUGACGCUGCUGACGGCGGUCGGCCGCCCGACCUGGAGGCGUCAUCGCCGGCGGCCACGGACGGCGCGUGCAGCCCGCUGUCGGAGCUGAGUGAUGAGCCGAUGGGCGGCGGUGGGCCGGUGGAGGAGCGGGCGCCGCCGACCGCCGGCCGCCGGCCGCCGCCCAACGGACUGCGUGUCGAUGUGGAGGCCGAGGUGCGCCUCUUCAACCUCACCGACAAGGUGGCCUCCCUGACCGACGAGAACCGGGCGCUGCAGGACAAACUGAAACGGUCGCAGGACGAGUCCUCCCGGCUGUCCGCGGAGAAUGGCAAGGAGCGCGCCCACAUCGAGACGCUGGAGCACCAGCUGUCCUCACUGCGCGCGCAGCUGGACGGUCAGCGCGAGAAGGCGGCCGAGGCGGCGCGCCGCCAGCAGGAGGCGGCGCGCGCGCUGGAACUGGACCUCACCGGACGCCUGAACCGCAGCCGGGCCCAGUUCGAGGCCGCCUGCCGGGACAAGGACAAAAUGGUGCUGCGCUACGCUCAGAGCGAGAAGACGGUGAUCGAUGCCAAGAGGGAGGCGGCGACGGCCGACCGGCGGGUGAAGGAGGCCCUCCGCGAAAAGGACAUGCUGGUCAGCAAGGUGAACCACAUGGUGCAGGAGCGCAACAGGAUGAGCCAGCAGAUGGAGGCCAAGGUCCAAGAAGCGAAGAAUUUGUCAAAAGAGUCGGCGAAGCUAAAGGAGGAGGUUGAGUCCAGGGACGUCCGAAUCAAGUGGCUGCAGAACAAAAUGAAACAGGAGGCGGACAGCUACAAGGACGGCCAGCUGCGGAUGGAGACGCUGCUGAAGGAACUGAGGGAGGCCCAGGAGACGAUUCGCCGAUACAAACUCACAGAGGACAACCGGUCAUCGGCGCUAGACAAGGAGCUGCGGGAGGAGAAGGCGCGCAGGAUGGUGGAGGAGAAGCUCAAACAGGACAGCACCAACAAGGAGCAAGCGCUGACGGCUCAGCUGCAGGAGGCACAGGAGCGCUGCAGUCGCCUGGCGCAGGAGAGUGCCGCCAACCUGGAGCGCGCGCUGGCGGCUGAGACGGCCCUGGAGCCGGUGGAGGCGGCCCGCGCGCGACUUCAGGAGGAGGUGGCCGCCCUCCGACACCAGGUGGAGACACUGCUGCACGACUCGGCCGAGCUGGACGAGACGAGAGCUACACUGGAGAGGGAGCGGGAGCGCCUGGCCGCCUCUCAGGCGGAGGUGGCCGCCCUGCAGGCGUCCCAGGCGGACAUGCAGGCCGACCUGGACGGCUGUCACGCCAAGGAGGCCGACCUGCUCGACUUCACCCAGAAACUCACCGAGAAGAACGUGGAGCUGCAGUCGCAGAUCUCGGGCUUCCAGGCGCGGUCCCAGGCGGCGGAGUUCGAGGCGCGUCAGUUCAGCUCGUGCAGGGAGGAGCUGGAGGACAGGCUGGCAGACCUCACCGGUCGGCUGGCUCGGGAACAGGAGGCACGAACUACAGAUAAUCAGCUGCUGGCCCGCCGUCUGGCCGAGCGGACCCGUCAGGUCGAGGAGCUGACACGGCGGGCAGAGGACGCAGAGAAUGAGACGGCCAUCGUCCGGAAGAAGCUCAACAGCAGCGUACGGGAGCUGCAGCGGGAGUUGGCACAGGCGCGGCGCCGGCAGGAGUCCCAGGACCCGAGCCCGGCUCCCACGCCCGCCGACGGGCUCAGUCAGGCGUCCCGGGCCUCCAGCAGUGUUAGUCUACACGAGGCGGCGCCGGCCGACCCCACCCCCGUGGUUCAUGUGACCGCGCCCGUGGAGCCCGAUAGACAGGUGCUGAUUGAGAGGAUCGUCCGGCUGCAGAGACAGGUGGCGCGGCGCAGUGAGAAGAUAGACUUCCUGGAGGACCACGUCAAUAACCUGGUGGAGGAGGUGCGACGCAAGUCGCGCCUGCUGCAGCACUACAUGCUCCGGGAGGAGGCGGGCGCGCUGGGCUCCCAGGACCGCGAUCAGGCCAAGUCGGAGAUGAUGCGGAAGGGCGGCAUCAUGGCCUCCGUCUACGGCUCCCACUCCAAGGACCAGGCCAUGACGCUCGAGCUCUCCCUGGAGAUCAACAAGAAGCUGCAGUCGGUGCUGGAGGACACACUACUCAAGAAUAUGACCCUCAAGGACAAUAUGAACGUUCUGGGUGAGGAGAUUGCAUCUCUGACCGAGCAGAACCGGCAACUACGGAGACAAUAACGCUGCAGUCGGCCGCCGGGCGGCGCCACCUGUACAUCCACGUCUCAGCUGAGCCUGAGGGGGGGGGGGGGGGGGCUCUCCGUGUGGGGAGGGGCUGCACAUACCUUUGGGAUCCCAUGUACCGGGCUCAGUGAUAAUGUGUGCGUGAGAGAGAAAACUUAUUUAUGCGGUACAAAUGAGGUGUGCGUGCGUGCGGGAUUAUGUAUAUCUAGGUGACGCUGUGUUCCCCUGUGUUAACCUCGAGCUGCGCUCGUCUCGCCAACCUGUCCUGUGUAAGCGGUAUGCCAGGUGGUGUCUUGUGAGGGGCAAGCGAGACGCACAUUGGAUCUGUUCAGAUCCGAAACUCAGUCGGGUGGAUGAGCCUGGUACGGGCGUUCCAAAGUCGACUAAACUGCGCCGUUGUUGGCGCACGCUGCGAGAAGACUUAACGCGCUUUCUGAUGUGACUCAUCGCAACAAAGACGAUUGGUUCUGAUGUAGAUCUUCGUUAUCAGAAAUCCAUCACCCAGGUCGGGCAGUUUGAGGGGGCGACGUUCCGAUCGCUGAUAAAUAGUUCCGUUAUGUUGCAACAUCGAAUGUUGUUCGGCUUUAAUUAUGGUCAUUGUCCGUUGUAUGUUCCGUUGUGGGAUGCAGAAAUGGGACUUUCGUCAGGGACGGUCGGGAAGGAGACUCCGAUGCGAGCUUGUGAAUUCUGAACUCCCUGUGGCUGAACGGGAGCUGUUAUAUCAUUCCCCUUUAUUUCACGGGAGCUCGAAGAAGUCACGCAAGGCACUAAAAACGGCGUUAGAACGCCAUGGACGGGGGGCUUGUUAAAAUGUCGAGUCAGGAGGCUGUGGGAACCGGGGGAGGGAGAAGAUGGAGCCGAAUCCGCCAAUAUCCAUUGGUUGCCGCGCGAACCACGGAGGGAACCGACUUGGCUCCCGGUACAGUUGCAAUAGUGUCGUCACAAACCGUGUGUCCGGAGCUCGAUAAGACAGGUCGACGUGCCGGGUUCGGACAGUGGCCGGCAGCGUGGGAUGGGUCCCGCCCGCUGGUGACUGUGCGGCCUGUCUGGAGGCCAGGGUGGGUCUCUGUCCUCGGCACAGGGGUCGCUCGGGCCUCAGUUAUCUGCUCCGGGCCCGCCGCCGGCGGCGCCGGACCUCUCAGUGUUGUGCUACCGAUGUUAUGUUGUUCAUAUUCGUCUGUAUGUGCGUAACCAUGAAUAUACUGAAACUGAACUGUGGUGA